AUGUCCGGGUGGGAGGCUGAUCAGGCUGCAGCAGCAGCAGCAGCUCACGCAAAAAGUGGAUCACUGAUGCGGAAGUUGGUACAGAUGAAGCUGCCUAUGCUGCAUAUGACCUCUGAUGACACGAUGAGCACGCCUUGGACUACCACCGUGCACCCACUGCUGAGCUCCAGCACAAGGGAGCCGCUCCCGCGUGUCUCAAUGGUGCGGACAUCUAUUUCCGGCGGUGCCCGGGCUGGCAGCGGUAAUGUGGCGCAGCGGUUAGAAAGUCUCCGUACCGUUGAGGAUGCGGAAGCAGCAGCAGGAUUGAUGGAAAAGCUGCGUCGACUCGUUGUGCUGCAGCGAAGGAAAUAUAAGGAGCUUCUUAAGAUGGAGGAAGAUGCCUUUAAGAGCUUAGUGCGCCAAGCAGAGUCAAGUGUGGAAAGCAUUACCUCCUUUGUAGCGUUUCGGGAAAGAAUGGAGGCGUCAGCAGAGCGGCAGCGAAAACUGAUGGUUCCGUGGCUUGAGUGCAGGUUUGCGGAUAAUUCUGAACGCCUCAUACAAGACGAGUGGGAGGCGCGCCAAUCGAUCAUUAGCUACGAGCGACGUUUACGGGACGCGAAGCAGCUUGUGGAGUGGAUGACGGGUGCGGCCAUGCGCUUCAAGCGGGCGAUGGAGGUACUAUUGCACGGGGAGGAAUGCCGUCGUAAGUUCAUUGAACGUGCCGAAAUGCGAGAGGCGCGCGAGAUACCAGUUCUGCGUCCAUUCGUUGUGGUGUUUGAGAACCUAGGCGUGCUGGGGAAGUGCCCAUUUUUGUCGGUGCAGGAUUGCCCUUUUUUCUGCCGCGGCGAGGGGGUCCGCAACUCCCACUACGAAGUCAGAGAGUGGGGCAGGCGCUGA
Messenger RNA from Trypanosoma grayi, 876 nucleotides. RefSeq lists its product as hypothetical. NCBI's taxonomy places the organism in Eukaryota, Euglenozoa, Kinetoplastea, Trypanosomatida, Trypanosomatidae. The transcript has a single exon. The record is from RefSeq and is a predicted model, not a curated record. The coding region runs from base 1 to 876 and encodes 291 amino acids.